GCGACAGCUUAAAUACUACUUUGUUCGACAUCUUUGGGCCUCUGCAAGUGUAUAGAAAGGGUCGCAUCUGGAUAUAGAAUGAGAUAAUCGCGACAAAGAUGGCCGACGUACAUGCAAACAGCCGCCCGACGGUAGACGACUUGACUGGCGACAACCAAUAUGCCCAGCUGGCGCGCAAGCACUGGCUAAACAAGACCAAGCAGCCCAAAGUACAGCGCGAUGUCAUUGAGAAGGAGCUUUGGACACCAUUGGAGCAAGAAGACUUUACAUCGCUGCUGUUGCUGGAACAAUUGCAGCUCCUGGAGUUGUACCUAUGGCCUGGAUAUACCGACGACGCCUCGAAUCACCACGUUCAACUGCUGGCUAUGAUCGUCAAUAUGAAGCGCCGUGAAGGUCUCGCUGUCUGGGACUGCUUCCACCAACAAUCAGAGAACUUCUCGUCGCUGUUCCGUCGCGUACUGUCCAUGACCAUCGACACAUCCAUCCCGACCACCCUCCGAACACACCUCCUUACCUUCAUCAUCAUCGCCUACCAAUCGCUCGAUAGCGGCAUUGUCAGGAAGGAAUGCGCACCACUCGUCAACAUCGCUGUUUGGCACAACCUCCACACUGAGGAAGCAAGAGAUGCACACUUGGAGAGAGCCGUACAACUUCAAAAGGCUUGGAGAGCGGCAAACAAGAGAUACGAUGGCUCAGAUGCUCCCACUCAGGCUCGCAUACGUUUCGAGAGGUCAUGGCUGUAUACUCUGAUCCUGGACUUCUUCGAUCGCCUGUACGAUACGACUGCCAAAUCUCGCGCCGAUAACGUCCUUUACUGCGAACGCUUUAUCGAACUGCUGUCCGACCUGCAAAGUCAGCUGCCCACCAGAAGAUUUGUCAACACUCUGCUGCAAGAUCUCAACAUUUUAUCCGUCAUCAAGCUAUCUCCCAUGUACGCGGAUGAGGACAAUGCUCUCUUGCGCGACCUUUACAACCUGCUCCAACAUUACACAACCUUCCCAAUUGAAGAUCACAGUGGCCGACAGUACACUCCUCUCGAAUUCGAUCAGCAACACCAUGCCGCUUUGACGAGAUUGCAGAGAGUCUCCUUCAAACAUUUCCAGGACAAGUUAAGGAUUCUGGUUUUGGCCAACUUUGCCUCACUAGCAACGAGGGAGGAUCUGCAAAGCCAUUUGGCUUCUUUAUCCGACGAUGAAGUCACUGAAUUAUGCCGUCUGCUCGGCUUCCGGACCGACUAUCCUAGUUCGAGUCUCGUCACGCGCGACCGUACCUUCUACAUGGAAGUCUUACUUUCUGCUCAUGAGAGCUUACCCAUGUAUCAGCAGAUGAUGCAGAAUAUGGCUGUGGUUCCUACCGAAGAUGCCAUCUACGACUCUGCCUUUGUUCGCAAUGAGAGCUACAACGGAACUAGACCCCUGGCUAUUCCUAAGCUGAAUCUGCAGUAUCUGACUAUGGGAGAUUUCUUGUGGAGAUCGUUCGUGUUGUACAGAGCGGAAGCCUUUUAUCAGAUCCGCAAGGACAUUGAAGAUACUGUCAAGAGGCUGCAACCGAGAAAGGCUGGACCCGCUACAAAGUUUGACGGCUUCUCAAAGAUGGCCAUCCCUAUUACGAGACCUGCCGUCAUUGAUGUCGCACCUGCCAAAGUUUCAGAGCUUCACCCUUCGAAAGUCGAGGUGGAAGUGACGCUUGAUGUUGGUCGAUUGGGUCCCAACAUCCGCAGAGAGUGGGAGACACUACGAUCAGGUGAUAUCGUUUUCUUGGUAUCUGUUCAGGUUGGAGAUACGACAUCAGUCUUCAGCAACGGCGGGUCCGAAUCAGCCGAUGUAGCAGAGAGGCACGGUGUCAAGCAUGUCCGUUCUGCGGAAGUGAUUCAAGUACAGGAUGAGAACGGUCGCAUGUUACGUGAUCAAUCACAAGCUCAAACCAAUGGUGGAGCUUCAAGAGGUGGCCGUCAGCGAAGACUCCUACUUCGACUUGACCCGGUGGCAUAUCAACAAGAUAAGGAGCGCACAGACAAGGGCAGGCCGGAUAUCCUUGAAAGCAUCAACCUUCUUGUACGACGCCAAGGACGUGAGAAUAACUUCAAGCCUAUCUUGGACUCUAUCAAGCACUUGGCGCUGUCUGAUGUCCCAGCUCCUCAGUGGUUGCAGGAGGUGUUCCUAGGCUACAGCGAUCCAGCUGCUGCAACCUACCAGCGUCUACCAAACAGACUGAACUCGAUCGACUACCGAGACACAUUCCUUGACUGGCAGCAUCUGGUUGAGUCCUUGCCUGGAAAUACUGUAGAGCCAGACGAAAAGCUCAACUCAAGCUUCCCACCACCAUAUGUUCUAGAGAUUUCGGCAGCGCCACCCCCAGAGGCCAGACCGAGUAAGAGACGCAAACGUGAGCAGAUCGAAGCCGCACCUGCGCCUGCCGUGGAGGCUGUCAAGGUCGGAACUUACAAGCCCGCCAAUCCAGGACCCUACCCUGUGGAUGCCCCCAGGCUGAAUGGUGUUCGCUUCACACCGACACAAAUUGAGGCCAUCACAUCUGGAACUCAGCCAGGUUUGACCGUCAUCGUUGGUCCCCCUGGAACUGGCAAGACCGAUGUCGCAACCCAAAUUAUCAACAACAUCUAUCACAACUUCCCCGAGCAACGCACACUGCUUGUUGCUCACAGCAAUCAAGCCCUCAAUCAACUCUUCCAGAAGAUCACAGCUCUGGAUAUCGACGAGCGUCAUCUUCUCAGACUCGGACACGGCGAGGAAGAACUCGAGACAGAAGCCAGCUAUAGCAAGCAUGGUCGUGUCGAAUCCUUCAUGGAGAAUGCCGCUCUAUAUUUGCACGAGGUUACUCGAUUGGCCGCAAGUAUUGGCGCUCCUGGUGCUCAUGGAAGCACUUGCGAGACUGCCGAUUACUUCAACCAAGUCUACGUCAAGCCAGUCUGGACAAAAUACUGGGACACUGUGACUGCGGGUGCAGAGUCCCAACAGAUCAUCGACUCCUUCCCUUUCCACGCCUACUUCUCCAACGCCCCGCAACCCCUCUUCCCUGCAACUGCCUCUCGCGAUGAACUCGUCGAUAUUGCUUCAGGCUGCAACAACCAUCUCCAACACAUCUUCGCUUCUCUCGCCGACACCCGUCCCUUCGAAAUCCUCCGUACUGCUCGUGACAAGGCAAACUACCUUCUCAUCAAGGAAGCUCGUAUCAUCGCAAUGACAUCCACACAUGCCGCCAUGCGCCGUCAAGAAAUCGCCGACUUGGGCUUCCGAUAUGACAAUAUCAUCAUGGAAGAAGCGGCUCAAGUUACCGAGAUCGAGAAUUUCAUCCCUCUCGCGUUGCAGAAGCCUCGUGAUGGUGAGAUGAAAUUGCAACGUGUGGUAUUGGUCGGUGAUCACCUUCAAAACAGCCCUAUCGUGCAAAAUCUGGCCUUCCGUCAAUAUGCCAACUUGGAGCAGAGUUUGUUCUUGCGAUUGGUGAGAUUGGGUGUACCUACUAUUACUCUUGAUCAACAAGGUCGCGCAAGACCUUCUCUUGCUGAACUUUAUAAGUGGAGAUACCCUAGCUUAGGCAACCUUCCGCUGGUGACAUCUACACCGCAGUUCCUGCAGGCCAAUGCAGGUUUUGCCUACGAUUACCAAUUCAUCGAUGUUCCAGAGUACAAGGGUAGAGGCGAGACCGAGCCAUCACCGCAUUUCAUCCAGAACUUGGGAGAGGCUGAGUAUGCAGUCGCCAUCUACAUGUACAUGAGACUGCUCGGCUACCCAGCAGAGAGAAUCAGUAUCUUGACUACUUACGCCGGUCAGCGCGCGCUGGUCAGAGAUGUACUUAAGCAUCGUUGUCAAAACAACCGUAUGUUUGGUCUUCCUGGCAAAGUCAGCACGGUGGACAAGUACCAGGGCGAGCAAAAUGAUUACAUCAUUCUCUCACUCACACGUACAUCACGACCUGGCUACCUCCGCGAUAUCCGCCGUCUAACCGUCGCACUCUCCCGUGCCCGUCUAGGCCUCUACAUCCUCGGUCGCAGAAGUGUCUUCAGCAGCACUCCUGAUCUCGCCACAGCAUUUUCCUCUCUCCUCGCCCGUCCCGCAGCUCUCACACUUUCGACAGGAGAAAUGUUCCCCGCCCAACGUAGUGUAGAAGAGACUGGCAAUACGGCGGAAAUGGAAGGUGUAGAACAUCUGGGUCAAUAUGUGUUCGAGAUGACAAAGGCAAAGGUUGAAGCUAUCAAGAAGGGUGAAGGACAGUUGCCGCCGGUCAGCGGUGUACAGGAUGCUGAGAUGGAGGAUGAGGAGGAGGUUUAUGCCGAGGAUGAGGGAAUGGCUGAGGAGGAUGAUGUUGAGAUGAUGUAAAUUAUUUGACCAGACAUGUCUGACCUGGAUUGAUAAAUAUCAAAAGUCUUCUGGACAUGAACAACAUGUAGGAUAGAUGUGAUUGCAAGUGUACUGGCAUGGCCCUGUCGAAGCGGCUAGCUUCUACACGGUCCAGGGUUUUCCAUAUUGCACGUCAUUUUAUGGUCACGG
Molecule: messenger RNA, 4505 nt
Organism: Aureobasidium subglaciale EXF-2481
Lineage: Eukaryota; Fungi; Ascomycota; Dothideomycetes; Dothideales; Saccotheciaceae
Exons: 2
Coding region: 99-4334 (1411 amino acids)
Biological process (GO): mRNA splicing, via spliceosome
Cellular component (GO): catalytic step 2 spliceosome
Molecular function (GO): helicase activity; mRNA binding
Source: RefSeq, a predicted model, not a curated record